AUGGCGUAUGUCGGACGGGAAGGUAAAUGGGAUGAAGUUAUGUAUGCCGAUAUGUUUUUCACACUAAGGAAUCACCCAGAGUGGCAAAGAGAGUGUGGAAUUAACUUGGCUCCUCAAGACCCUCUUGUAUUGGCUAUAGAAAAGGAACAGAAGAAGAAUGGGGGAAAAUUAAAAAGAUGCUGUUCAGCUUGUAGCAUAGGGCAAAGGUGUACGAAAUUAAAAGAGGCAGAGGAAAGAUUGGAAGAUUACGUUCCUCCGCCCAGGCCUCAAACCCCCCCCGAUGAUAAUUCGGUCGCGGCUGAGGAGCCAAAUGAUCCGGAGGAAGAGGCAAGUACGGGCGCCGCAGGGUUUACUCCCAUAACGGCUCGUACCAGAAGUAAGGCGGGUCCUGUGAUACAGGCGCCUUUACGGCAAGCUGUUGGUACCACAGGACCCACAAGGAUUAAGAUACCUUUCACAAUGAACGAUUUGGACACAUGGAAAGAAACUGUAAAAGGGUAUCGGGAUGACCCCGAAGGGGUCGCUAAACGAUUUGAGUUAAUUGUUAAAAACCAGGACCCAGAUUGGAAAGAUAUCGAUUUAAUGUUAGACGCAUUAACUGAAACCGAGAAACAAUUAAUAAUCAAAAGUGCCCGCACCCAAGUUCAAAUUCAAAUCACUGCGGGGACUUUGCCGGGUACAGUGGAUAUCCAUGUACCUAGGGAUGAUCCUAAUUGGAAUCCAAACGAUGAUCAAGAAUAUCAAUUGUUAAAAAGGUAUCAAAAAUGGAUAAAAAUCGACAUCGAAACGGCAGUGCCAAAAGCGGUAAACUGGUCAAGCCUAUAUGCCAUAAAACAAAAUCAAACAGAAACCCCUACUGAAUUCCUUGAUAGAUUGAGAACUGCUAUGAGAAAAUUUACCACCUUAGAUCCAUUGUCUGAUGAAGGAAAACAGCAAUUGCUUUCCCUAUUUUUAGGGCAAUCCUCCGAUGAUAUAAGACGGAAACUCCAAAAGUUAAAGGAGCCCGAAAUCAGAGAUUUAGAGAAACUGUUAGAAGAAGCAUGGAAAAUAUAUCGAAACCGAGAGGAACAAAAUGUGCGUAAAAUGGGAAAAGCAAUUGCAGUAGCUACUGUAGCUGCUCUAGGGAAACAAGGAAACCCUCCUUUCGAGAAAGGGCAGCAGAGUAAAAAGGGAGGAGUACGUCGACCGUUAGGACCAAAUCAGUGUGCCUAUUGUCGAGAUUUGUUAGAGCAAUUGGGAGCUAACAUCAUUUUUGAAAAAGGGAAAAUAAAAUUCCAAAUUAAAGAAAAACAAUUAAUUGAAAUUCUAAGUUUAGCACUAUUGCAAACACCACCCAAUUUUGAGAUACCUUCAGAAAUAAUUGACCAGGUAUAUCCAGGAGUAUGGGCCACCGAUGUCCCGGGGAGAGCCAAAAAUGCUGUUCCCAUAGUGAUUAAAUUAAAAUCGGAAUCUACACCGGUAAAGAUAAAACAAUAUCCUUUAAGGUUAGAGGAUAGGAAAGGAAUAAAAGAAACAAUUGAUCGAUUUUUGAGAUAUGGAUUAUUAACUGAGUGUGAAUCAGAAUAUAAUACUCCCAUAUUACCGGUUAAAAAGGCUGAUGGAAGCAGCUAUAGGCUAGUCCAAGAUUUAAGAGCAAUAAACAAAAUAACCGAGGAUAUACAUCCUGUAGUAGCUAAUCCGUAUACGCUGCUCACAAAGCUAAAGGACACACAGCUCUGGUUUACCGUGCUGGAUUUAAAAGAUGCCUUCUUCUGUCUACCACUAGCCGUUGAAAGUCAAAAAUUAUUUGCCUUUGAAUGAGAAAAUCCGGAGUCGGGAAGAAAGACUCAGCUAACCUGGACGGUCUUACCACAAGGCUUUAAAAACAGUCCCACCAUUUUUGGAAAUCAAUUAGCUAAGGAACUCGAGGCUUGGGCACCCCCAGAUAAUAGGGGAACCCUAUUGCAGUAUGUAGACGAUCUUUUAAUUGCCACUGAAACUAAAGAAAAUUGUACCACAUGGACUAUAAAUCUCCUUAACUUUUUGGGAUUAAAUGGAUACCGAGUUUCUCAACAGAAAGCCCAGCUGAUCCAGCAACGCGUCACCUAUCUAGGAUUGGAAAUUUCGGGAGGGCAACGGGAACUCGGAACUGCGAGAAAAGAGGCCAUCUGUCGCACCCCGGAACCCCAGACAGCAAAAGAAUUACGGACAUUCCUGGGAAUGACAGGUUGGUGCCGUCUUUGGAUAUAUAAUUAUGGAUUAUUAGUAAAACCCUUAUAUGAAAUAAUAAAGGAUAAUCAACCAAAGAUAAAUUGGACUAAUGAAGCACGAGCUGCUUUCAAACAGCUUAAACAGGAAUUGAUGAGGGCCCCUGCCCUAGGAAUACCGGAUGUCUCAAAGCCAUUCUGGCUAUUCUCCCAUGAGAGGCAAGGAAUAGCCUUAGGCGUAUUAGCUCAGAAACUUGGCCCUUAUAAACGAGCAGUGGCCUACUUCUCCAAACAAUUAGAUGAAGUCAGUAAAGGAUGGCCGGGAUGCCUUCGCGCAGUGGCUGCGGUUGUAACUAACAUCCAGGAAGCCCGGAAGCUUACCUUGGGACAGAAAAUGACAGUAUUAGUUUCCCAUACUGUUUCAACAGUCUUGGAACAAAAAGGAGGCCACUGGCUCUCGCCCCAGAGAUUUUUAAAAUACCAAGCCGUGCUGGUAGAGCAAGAUGAUGUAGAAAUAGUAGUCACUAACAUUGUCAACCCAGCUUCUUUCCUUAGUAAGGCCCAAGACGAACCAGUAUCACAUGACUGUAUAGAAACCAUUGAAGCUACAUAUUCCAGCCGAUCCGAUCUCCGAGAAGAACCUCUGGACGAUGCUGAAGAAUCCUGGUACACCGAUGGAAGCAGCUUCAUGAAACAAGGUCAGCGAAAAGCAGGCUAUGCAAUCACCACCACCCAGCGAGUGAUUGAAGCUAAGCCUUUACCCUCAAGAACCUCGGCCCAAAAGGCAGAGAUAAUCGCUCUCACCAGAGCCCUGGAAUUAGCGAAAGGAAAAAGAAUAAAUAUUUGGACGGACUCAAAAUAUGCAUUCGGAGUGGUCCACGCCCAUGGUGCAAUUUGGAAAGAGCGAGGACUCUUGACUGCACAAGGCAAACAAAUAAAACACGCGGAGGAGAUUUUAAAAUUGCUGGAGGCUGUGAACCAACCAGAGAAAAUAGCUAUAAUGCAUUGCAAAGGACACCAAAAAGGAAAUACAGACCCAGAAAUUGGAAACCGGCUAGCCGAUCGCGAGGCUAGGCGAGUAGCAGAAGAGGCAACAGUUAAUGAAUUUUCACUAAUACCAGACGGUCAACCAUUGGAAGAGAAGUGGAUUGGACCAUACCAGGUGAUACUAACGACCCACACAGCCGUCAAGGUCAAGGAACAACCUGCUUGGAUCCACUAUUCAAGGGUUAAGAAGGCACCAGGACAAUGGAAGGUUUUUACCAAACCCGAUGGACACUUGGUCUUCUCACG
Messenger RNA from Cariama cristata (Red-legged seriema), 3479 nucleotides. RefSeq lists its product as uncharacterized. Gene Ontology annotation, biological process: virion assembly. The record is from RefSeq and is a predicted model, not a curated record. Gene Ontology annotation, molecular function: nucleic acid binding; RNA-DNA hybrid ribonuclease activity. NCBI's taxonomy places the organism in Eukaryota, Metazoa, Chordata, Aves, Cariamiformes, Cariamidae. The transcript is spliced from 4 exons. The annotation marks the transcript as partial.